Messenger RNA from Trichomycterus rosablanca, 925 nucleotides. RefSeq names its product shisa family member 3 (gene shisa3). The record is from RefSeq and is a predicted model, not a curated record. Lineage: Eukaryota; Metazoa; Chordata; Actinopteri; Siluriformes; Trichomycteridae. The transcript has 2 exons. Bases 1 to 852 code for a protein of 283 amino acids.
AUGGCGCACUGGAUGAACUGUCUCUUUCUGUUUUAUCUGACAUGCCAUUUGCCCCAUGCUCGGACAGAGUACUGUCACGGCUGGUUGGACAGUAUUGGGAACUACCAUGACGGGUUUCAGUGUCCGGAGCACUUGGACACGGCUGAUGCUGGGGUUUGUUGCGGGAGCUGCGCGCUGCGUUACUGCUGCGCCGCCACUGAUGCGCGUCUGGACCAGAGCAGCUGCACCAACCACCGGGACACUGAGCACCCCCAGUACACACCCCAACCCAUCUACAUGCCUUUCCUGAUGGUUGGUUCCAUAUUUGUGGCAUUUGUGGUCGUGGGCUCGUUGGUGGCCGUGUACUGCUGUACAUGCCUGCGGCCCAAACAGCCGACGCAGCAGCCCAUUCGCUUUUCACUGCGCAGCUGCCAGGGUGAGACCAUCCCCAUGAUCCUGACUGCAGGGGCAGCACCCACCACUCUGCGUGCACCGUCACGCCAGUCCAGCACAGUUACCACCAGCUCCAGCAGUGCCGGUGGAGGGAGCUCACUCCGCCGCUUCUCUUUGGGCAGAAGUGACACUUUGGGACUUCAGCAGCCCUCGCAGCAGCUCCUGUUAACCUCAUCCUCAUCAGUUUCUGCCCCAGCUCAGCCUUUACUUCCUCCCCCACCUCCGCCAUAUACAACUCAAUUAUCACACAUGCACACACACCAACACCAACACCAGCACCAACUUGGACACCCUCAGCUUCAUCAGAGCCAGUAUGCCACACAGACCUCCAGCCUCCUCCUGUCCCAGCAGUACUUCUUCCCUCUGCAACCAGAGCCAUUCAGCUCCAGCAAGGGUUUCGCUGAUUUUAGCCAGAGCUGAUCUGCAGCAUAGGAAUGUGGAGAGGCUGUAAGAGGCUGUGGAGUGGACACUAGACAAUGCUGCUGUAAGAAAC